Bombus terrestris (buff-tailed bumblebee) is the source of this 3085-nucleotide messenger RNA. RefSeq names its product GTP-binding protein 1 (gene GTPBP1). Gene Ontology annotation, biological process: translational elongation. The coding region runs from base 532 to 2436 and encodes 634 amino acids. The record is from RefSeq and is a predicted model, not a curated record. Gene Ontology annotation, molecular function: GTPase activity; GTP binding; translation elongation factor activity. The transcript has 11 exons. Lineage: Eukaryota; Metazoa; Arthropoda; Insecta; Hymenoptera; Apidae.
CGAAAGGAGCAUCGAGAGUAUCGUAUCACCUUAACCAUCGAUAAGUAUUGUCGAUGUUUUAUAAUCUACCUGACACGCACACAUACGCAAUAAUUGCUUUAUAUUUUAGAUCAUCUUGGACAGAAAGAUCGGAUCGCGCAAUCGUUGACAACUUUUUCGUAAGCACAUCGAUGUUUUAAGUCAUGUUAACAUUUAGUUUGUGAUUACGCGAAGAAAUAAUACAUAAUAUGAACAUAUUGUAACAGCUGAGGAACAAAUGAUAUAUAUAAGAUAUUUAUACAAACCUUGCAUACCUAAUUAUUUAAUUAAUAUUAAUGUUAAAUCAAUAUUAAAAUCCCAGAGACAAAGAGACAAUUAGUUAGUAUGUAUGUACUAAUACCAAGAAUCUAUAGAAUAAGAUUUGGAUUUAAAUAUUGGAAGAUGUUUAUUAUACCAACGUGUCAGUAAACAAUUUAAGCUUUUAUCUGAAUGAUUAUAUAUAAAUCAACACAAUUUAUCACGCUAUAAAAAUAUACGAUAUAAAAGCAUAACAUGGCAGGUAAUGGGUCUAUCAUAAUACCAAGCAUAAAACAAUUACAUGAGAAUGAUCAUGUAUCUACUACAAAUGUAGAUUACUCUAGCAUUAGAGGAAAGAAUGUUUUAGUUAGUCCAUCGGAGGAUCAAUAUGAAUUGUUACUUAGACGCUUAAGAGAGAGAGUUCAAGAUGGUGGCAGUGAAACAAUUUUUGAUAUUGGUAUCGGCGAAGACGGUUCAGAGGAUGGUUUAAAAGAAGAUGAAUAUGAAGCAUCUGUUGCUACUUUACAGUCUCUUGCUGCAACGUUAGAAGCAGACUGUGUACUUCUACGUCAAAGUAAAAUAGAUCAAGGUCUUAUAGGUCAAUAUCUGGUGCGGAGGCGAUUAGAUAGGCAGGAUUUCCUAGAAAUCAGAGUGGCUGUUGUUGGCAAUGUUGAUGCUGGAAAAUCAACACUUUUGGGUGUAUUGACACACGGAGAGCUCGAUAAUGGUCGAGGCUUAGCGCGUCAAAAAUUAUUUCGACAUAAACACGAAGCCGAAACAGGACGUACUAGUUCCGUUGGAAACGACAUUCUUGGAUUUGAUAGCGUUGGUAAUGUAGUAAAUAAACCAGAGCAUGGAUCCCUGGAUUGGGUUAAAAUAUGUGAGAAGUCAUCCAAAGUUAUUACAUUCAUUGAUCUUGCUGGACAUGAAAGAUAUUUAAAAACAACUGUUUUUGGAAUGACAGGGCAUGCCCCUGACUUUGGUAUGUUAAUGGUUGGAGCAAAUGCUGGUAUUGUUGGAAUGACAAAGGAACAUCUAGGUUUAGCUUUAGCUCUAUCAGUUCCAGUAUUUGUUGUAGUUACGAAAAUUGACAUGUGUCCACCAAAUAUAUUACAAGAAAAUUUAAGGCUGUUAAUAAGGAUCUUAAAGUCCCCGGGUUGUAGGAAAGUACCCGUUACGGUAAAAACGUCUGAUGAUGUUGUCGUUAGCGCUACUAAUUUUGUAUCAGAACGAUUAUGUCCUAUUUUUCAAGUAUCGAACGUAACAGGAGAAAAUUUGAAUCUUCUUAAGAUGUUUCUAAAUUUGUUAACUGCAAGAAUGAUUAGUCAUGAAGAUGAACCAGCAGAAUUCCAAAUAGAUGAUACAUACUCAGUACCAGGAGUUGGUACCGUAGUUUCUGGCACAACAUUGAAAGGUGUCAUUAAGCUAAACGACACUUUAUUAUUAGGGCCUGAUCCUUUAGGUCGUUUUAUUCCAAUUGCAGUAAAAAGUAUACACAGGAAGAGAAUGCCUGUUCGUGAAGUGAGAGGUGGUCAAACUGCUAGUUUUGCAUUGAAAAAAAUUAAAAGAUCACAAAUUAGAAAAGGUAUGGUAAUGGUUGCACAAGCAUUAAAUCCUCAGGCUUCUUGGGAAUUCGAGGGGGAAAUUCUUGUAUUACAUCAUCCUACAACGAUAAGUUCUUGUUACCAAGCAAUGGUACAUUGCGGAAGCAUAAGGCAAACAGCAUCCAUAAUUUCUAUGUCGCAAGAUUGUUUAAGAACAGGAGACAAAGCUUUAGUACGUUUUAGAUUUAUAAAGCAUCCUGAAUAUAUAAAACCAGGACAAAGAAUAGUAUUUAGAGAAGGGCGUACUAAAGCAGUGGGCAAUGUAGUGAAACUUAUUCCAUAUUCUAGUACCGCAGUCAUACAAACAUGUAGAGCCAAUAAACCGAAUAAAACAUCCCAAAAUCGACAGAGCUCAUCAUCUACGAUGCAAUCAUUAGAUACAACCGAAACAAAUUCUUCAUUAGAAGGACAGACAUCAAAGCAAGAAAAUUUGCUUCAAAAAUCUAAUAAACGACAAAAUAAAAAAGGGAGAGGACGAAAAGGAGGACGAUCUCAUAAUACUGCAAAUAGUAUUAUUCAACCACUGUCAGAACAAAAUCCUCCUACAAAAUUGUGAACCGUGUUUAUGUACAAAGCACUUAACAUGUGUAUAUAUAUAAGUAUAUAUAUACACACACUUAUAUACUUAUAUCACACACGCGCGCGCGCGCACACACACACACACAUCCUAUACAUAGAGCUUAUUUUGCAACUUUCGAAAAUUAAUAACAAACAUCUUUUUAUUCAUAAGAGAUCGUUGUUUUUUUAAUAAUGUAAAUUCAAACGAAAUUUACAGAUAUUUUUUAGUUAAUUUUCGAGAACUGUAAAGAGAGUAUACUGUUUAUAUAUAAAACAUAUUAUUUUAUAUAUAAACAUAUAUUAUUUUAGUAGUUAUUUAUAUUAAAACAUAUAUAAAAUUAUAACGUAUAAUAAUGACAACUUUAUGUAGUUUGGGGUUACUUGUAUCCGUAAGGAUCGUGAUUUUUCACCUUGAAGUAUAAAAGUAACCCCUGAACUGUUUCAUAUAACGCACAUCGUGCUCUCAACCCUAUUAGAGUACAAAUCGUCUUUCACAUUUUGACUAAAUUAUCAAAAAUAUAGAAAUGUCGUUUUUAGAACGAUAAAAUGACAAAAUAUACGUUGUUAUUCAUAAAGUGUUUUAUUUUUAUAAACACAAGUGUAUCUUAAAAUAGUAUUAAGUAAAUAUAAUCUAUAUAUAAAAGAUA